This is a messenger RNA of Colletotrichum godetiae, 1113 nucleotides long. RefSeq lists its product as uncharacterized. The record is from RefSeq and is a predicted model, not a curated record. The transcript has a single exon. Lineage: Eukaryota; Fungi; Ascomycota; Sordariomycetes; Glomerellales; Glomerellaceae. The coding region runs from base 1 to 1113 and encodes 370 amino acids.
AUGAAUAACUUCACGAUGAAUAAUAAUAUGGAAGCUGAAGAGAACCCUAGGCGUCGGGCUUUCCGACGUGCGGUCGUAGCAAACAUCAAUCGCAGCACUGCUCUGAGACAGCAACGUCAUGUAAGAGAGCAGCAGAUACAGGAGAGGGAGAGGCAGCAAAGGCAGGCUUCUGUAUCUGCUGCUCUCUUAUAUGAUGUUGCUGUCACGAGGCAGAAUGGGAGAACCACUCAGGCCGCUCCUGAUACCCAGGCCGCUCAUAUCCAGGUGGUUCAUAACCAACAGGAAGUCAUUCAGCCCGCCCCAGUUGUCUCCAGCGGCAGCUCUGGACCCAGCCUCGUCGGAAACCUUGAGAAAGUAGCCGAGGCUACUCCUAACGCAGCCCUCGAAUACCCUAUCUCGUCCUGGACCAUUCUGUCGUUCGACCUGAACUGCGACCCUAUCCAAGCGAAAGUAAAUCAGCCCGAGAUCGAGCCACAGAUCGCCUCGUCCAGCAACUCAAAAGGCAAACAGCCUCAGCAGCCACGUCACAACAUUAAUCAGUGGCUCGAUGGAAGGCCUCGCCCAGUUCUGGAUCCCAGUGCUGACGAGUGGCUGCCCUUGAGCCGCACGAUGGAUCAGGAUAAUCAUCCAUUGAAUGGGCCCGAUAUACUGAGCUUAUACUAUAACAGUGACAGCAUCGACGAACAUCCAGACUGGUGGGAAGACCAGUCGAAAGUUGACCCGAGAGAUGUAACCCCCGUCAAUCCACUAGCUCGAGUCCCGUCACUGGAUCGUGGCCCGAGUAUCCGUCUCCAAAGAGCACUGGCAGAAGACCGAGAGGCUCAUCGGAAGCCGAUUAGCGAUCUCCUCGGCCCCAGCGAACCGCUCCCGCCUACCACCCAGAACGGCCUUCUUCGAGCGGCGGAAUGGGCGGGCGUAUGGUGUAACGAGGUGCGCGAGCCUUCUACUCAAGCAAAGAUGGCGAAGUUGGGACCGGAGAAGAAUAUGAGUGAGGUGGAGCUGGAAUGGAGCCUUUGGCAUGGGCUAGAGAAGAGGCCUAGGGAGAGGCCUGCUUACUUGCCUCGGCUCGAGAAGAAUGAAGAGGAGUUUCCGUCUGCAUUAAGGCGCGAAUAA